AUGCGCCCAUCCCACAGCUACAAACCCUUUCCUAUGCCGCAUCGCCGCUGUCCCCUCCUCCCCUCGCCACGACCCCCUGUCGCCGCCUCCCCUUCCUGCCGCCGCGCCUGCUUCGGCGCCGCCUGCGCAUCCCGCUGCCGCGACGCGCCGCCUGCCCGUCCCGCCGCCGCUUCAUCCCCGCCCACACUUCCUGCAGCCGAAACUGCCCCGUCGCCGCCUGCAGAUUCAGCCGCAUCUGCACCCCCCCUUCCCCCUCUCCCUACUCCUUUCCCCGUCCCCCUGCGCCCCUCGUCGCCGCGGCCUGCCUGCCGCCGCCGUCCCUCGUUUCGCCGCCGCAGCCAUUUCCCCGCCGCCUCCACCUUUCCGCCGCCGCAACGUGCUUGCAGCCGCCGCUCUCAAAAUCGCCGCCGCGGCCCUUCCGCCGUCGCCUGCGCCCUUCGUCAUCGUGGCCUGCUCGCCGCCGCCGCUCCCGACUUUGCCACCGCCUCCCCUUCCCGCCGCCGCACGUUCGCGCAGCCGCCCGCGCCCUUGUCACCGCCGCUCCCAGCACCUUGA
Molecule: messenger RNA, 555 nt
Organism: Closterium sp. Naga37s-1
Lineage: Eukaryota; Viridiplantae; Streptophyta; Zygnematophyceae; Desmidiales; Closteriaceae
Source: the annotation of a GenBank genome assembly